AUGAAUGAGAACUUUGAUGAAGAUAUAAAACAACGUCGACGAUAUGCAAGUGAUUCGAAUACGAAUAAUAAUAAAUAUGAUUCAACUUUACUUGUUACUUCAUUUCUUCAAUAUCUACGUAAUGAAUUAAGAAAAUCAACAAAUGAUAAAGCAAAUGAAUAUUGUCGACAUACAAAACAGAAAUCAUCAAAAAAUAUAAUUUCAUCAUCAAUAAUAACGUCUCAAUCGAUUAUAAUGAAUGCUCAAGAACGAAAUGAAAAUUCAUUCGAAAUUAAUGAGCAUAAUGAAAUAUUAACACUAAUUAAUUUACUUGUUCUACGUGUUGAAUGUUUAUCAAAUGAAAGAAAAUCAAAAAAACGUAAAAGAAAAAAAGAUAAAUAUCCAACUGUUGCAGAAGUUGACCAAAAUUUAAUUGAAUAUCUUUAUUAUCUUUUCAAAAAAUUUAUUAAUGAUGAUACAAAUAUAUCAAAUGAUGUAAAAACACCAAUUAUUGAUAAAAAUAAUUUUGUUAGUGUUUGUCAAACAUUAGUACGUAAUGGUUGUUUUGAUAUGCCAUCAACAACACUAUUAAAAUCACCAAAUCAAUCAUUUUCGGACUCACUAAGUGCUAGUGAACAUACAUCAAUUUCACAAACAAUUGUACAUGAAUAUUAUCCAGAUACAAAUCAGAUUGUAGAAGAAAAAUCAUUGACAAAUGAUCAAAUAUCUCCAAUGAUAUCAACUGAAAAAGAAACAUGGCUUAUUGUAGACUUUGCAACUCGUCAAUCCGAAGAAACCCUAAAAGCCCCUGAAGACACGGUGAGUUUUUAUUGUAUAUAUAUAUAA
Molecule: messenger RNA, 825 nt
Organism: Rotaria sp. Silwood2
Lineage: Eukaryota; Metazoa; Rotifera; Eurotatoria; Philodinida; Philodinidae
Source: the annotation of a GenBank genome assembly